CUUGAAAGACUCCUUUUCCAGCUCCAAACCUGAAAGGGGUGUGUGCCGCAAAGGUAUCUGUCGGGCUCGGUGUCUCACGCGAGGGUUUAAAGAUAACUGAAUUUCUCUUCGCGUCUUGGACGGCGGCCUUCUCCUUCCAACUUUAGAAUCUGUACUAGUUUGUGCCGCCUUUUCUUGUUCCUCAGGUGGCUUUGCACAGGGUCGAGGCACAUCUGCACAGUGGAUAUCCUCAGCUCUGCGUGAGUCUCUCGGAGUCCACCAGUGCCUUGAGACUUCUCUCGACCGGACAAACACGAAAAACGCACCUGCAUUUGUCUACAAGCUGCAGAAACGGACAUGCUCCCCUCUCUCUUCAUAAGGCUCCCUCCGCGUGCUCUCCUACGCCUUCGCUGCCUUUGUGGAAAACCUCUUCGCCAGCUGUGUUGGGCAGGGUGUUGCCCGUGUUCGUACAGCCCAAAACGCCCGUCCUUUGCGUUUUGCGAACGUCUGUGCCCUCUGCAUGGAACACCUUGCGCCACUCUGGAUGCGAAAACGGAGGAAUCGAGUUGGCGUUUUCACCUUAGAGGAAAGUGGAGAAUAACCGAGGGAAGCCUGUCUCGAAGAGCCUCUUGCAGAGUCUUGCUCGGCUUCGCAGCCGCAAAAACGAGGACCGCUCUCAUCUUUCACAGCAGAACAGACACACCUCUGCCGAUUUUCUGUUGGAGAACAGGACGCAUCUUGAGAUAUUCUUUCUAGAGAAACAAGAGGAAAUCGUUUGACGUGUUUCUUCAAAACUCGAGGUUCCGCGCAAACACAUGCUGUCCCUAGGUGUUCGUACACCCCGUGCACGAAGUUUCGACUGCCCCUCUCGCUGUAGAUCCAGCCACGAGUUCCGUUUUCGGAGCUUUCCUUCAACUCGUAGCAUCUUUCAUCUACUCCCGCAGUUGAUUGUUUCGUUUUCUUCAAAACAUGUUUUGACGGGAAAGUCGGGAGGCGUCCUUGUUCCUGGCAUCUUGGCCGCCUUCGCGUAUCUCAUUCUUGAACACGCAGUUGGCUAGCAAGUGGCGACGUAGCUUCGCGUAGCUCUGCGUUGCCCCAAAAUGGUUCUUUCGGUCCUUGCGGCCGCGACUCGCCGCUGUGUUCGAUCUGCGUUGCAGGGGAAGAUCUGCUUUUCCUCUUUCUUCUCUAGAAGCCUUCUUUUGCUCCAGCUGCUCCUCUGCCUGGCGGUCCCGGGAGUGUCUGGCAAGAGAGGCACUUCUCCGCCGCACCGGCUGUGGACUUUGUCCGCGUCCUUCAACUCUUCUUUCGGAUCUCCUGUUGGACGUAACUUCUCUGAGGCGACCUGGACCCCCUUCGCCGCGCUCGCCGACCUCCGUGGACGGAAUGACGCUUCCUGUUCCGGCGUUGCCAAGUUGCUUUCUUCCUGCCCGCGUCUCGGAGGAGACUCGCUGUGCUAUCACAGCGCUCCUGCCGCAGACGGAGCCCUCGCAGAGCAGGUCGCGGGAGCAGGCACGAGCGACAGGAUUUUCCGCUCGAUUUCGCAGGCAAACACUCCGGCUAGAGGCCCUCCCGCAGUGUUUGCAUUCCUCGACGUCUUAGGUCGUGCAAGCCGAGUUCCUCUCUCCAGUUUCCGAGACUUCCGUCGAGGAGUCUCGGAGACCAGGUCCGCCUCCCGCGUAGGCGUGGAGGACAUGCGGCAGUCUGGCAUCGAAGCCGCGUGUGCCGCGUUUUCCGCAGCUUCGAAACGGCGCCAAGAUCACAAAUCUGCUUUGCACUCUGUGGGCCGCAGAGAGGCAGAGUUGGGCGGAGAGGACGUGGGAGAAACAAGCGGCGGCGUCGUUUUCUCGUCCUCCGUGUUUCCAGCUUCCUUCUCCGCUCUGACGUCGACGCCCGUGCCUCUUAUCGGUGCAUCCUUUGCUCAGAGAACUUCCCUCUUUCGCGAUGUGGAAAGCGAAGUUCCGCAAAGCUCUCGGCUCGCGGUCGAGGAUUCAAACGCGGAGAAAGCGGCGCUCGGAGCUGCGUCGUCCUCCGCGACAGGCAGAGAAACCUUUGCGAAAAGGGGAGAGAGAGGAACUGCGGAACUCGAGAGAAUCCACAGACGUCGAGAACGGAUGUGGGCGACAGCUGGCCAGACACCAACAGCCUCGUCCGCGGAAGCAUACGGGGCGAGACCCAGCGCAGACGCGCUUCGCUCUGCUCCCGCGAGUCUGCGGCUGCGCUUCUUCGCGGGCCGAAUCAGCCUUGCCUCGAGAAGAGGCCUCGAGGCGCGCGACCCGUUCGAUGCGCAGAAGGAAGACGGUUGUGACGCGAGCCUCCAAGGAGGCAGGGAGGCGCGUCCCUCGUUUCCAGUGUCUGUACUCCCGGGAAAACAACGGUUGGGUCUAGCCGGCCUCGAGAUGCAUGCCCACCACAAUCGCAAGAGAAACAAACUUGGGAGGCCUUACGGGCAUCGUCGCUGUCUUCUCCGGAAUCUGUGUACCGAGCUUCUGCGUCGAGGCGAACUCACGACAACGCUCACCAGAGCGAAGGAAUGUCGUCGAGCAACCGACAAGCUGAUCAUGCUGGCGAAAGAACCCUCUCUGCACACAUAUCGCCAGGCUCUCGGCUAUUUGUACGACAAACGUCUGACUCGACAGCUUUUUCUCGAGGCUCCUCAGCGAUUUGCGUUCCGGCCCCACGGCUUCUGUCGCGUGCAGAAGCUGCCUUUCUGUCGCCAAGGAGACAACGCGCAGAUGGCCAGAAUCGAACUCUUGGAUUAGCUCUUGGCCAGACCUCCAGCGAGGCGUUGUCGGCUUCCUGGGGUCCUCACCGGACCGGAAAAGGGACGGGGUCCUCUGUGGCCUCUCGUGACAGGAGUCGCGUUCUCGGGAACUCUUCACUGAGGACGGGGGAUGCAGUUCCUCGUUCUGCGGGUCGGCGGUUAGAAUGUUGAAACACUCCACACCGAGUAGUCUCGGCGUGCCUCUGCAGAAACGUUGCUUCCUUGGCGCAAGUACACGCCCACUUCUCUCCGGGGUGCCGCAGUACGUGGAUUUCUGUUGUCACGCGCAUUCUCGCAGCUAGAGAAAACGACUUCUCAGAUUCGAGGAUCUUCACCAGGACCCAACCUCCACGUCUGCGAGUCACCACCUUGGAGACAGGAGUGUCUCAUCUUUGUUCUGCGGAGUUUAUUGUCCGCGUCGGAGGACUUCCUAAUACUGGUUCUACAGGGAGACGAUGAACCUCGAGGGACUGAGGCAAAGAAGUCGCGUAUAUUCAUAUAUAUAUAUAUAUAUGUAUUUGUCUACUUAUGUGUCUAUAUAGAUGUAUAUCAUAUAUCCGAAGAAAUCAGAAAAGAAACGGCCACGGCAAGAGCGGCCGGCCGCCGCCAACAGGAGGUUCGUUGUGCACACUGCAAAGUUUAGGACAGAAAACAUUACGGCUUUUUAAAAGCAGUUGACUGGCACCCAGGGAAAGAGAGAAGAGGGACUUUUCAAGACUUUCCAGAUCCCUUUUGCCAUCUUUCUCGUGUGUCUGUUCUGCCGUGGUCUCUCUUCUAGAAUUCGUUUCCCUGCUACAGCGUGGCCAGCAUCGGACAAGCGGAAUACGUUAUCUGUUGUUUCGGAUAUUCCUGCCGUACAAAUAGCAGCAGCGUCUCGACAAGCGCGAAAGAUCGUGUGAGAGCUCUGUCUGUUUCCGUGGAAAGAAAUCUGGGCUGGACUACCUUUGCUACCGCAGAUUGCAUUUCAAGCGUUAACACUAAAAUUCCGC
Toxoplasma gondii ME49 is the source of this 3729-nucleotide messenger RNA. Its product is annotated as 50S ribosomal protein L17, putative. Gene Ontology annotation, biological process: translation. Gene Ontology annotation, cellular component: cytosolic large ribosomal subunit; ribosome. The transcript has 3 exons. Lineage: Eukaryota; Apicomplexa; Conoidasida; Eucoccidiorida; Sarcocystidae. The coding region runs from base 1080 to 2738 and encodes 552 amino acids. Gene Ontology annotation, molecular function: structural constituent of ribosome. The record is from RefSeq and is a predicted model, not a curated record.